Messenger RNA from Heterocephalus glaber (naked mole-rat), 3390 nucleotides. Lineage: Eukaryota; Metazoa; Chordata; Mammalia; Rodentia; Bathyergidae. The record is from RefSeq and is a predicted model, not a curated record.
CGGCGCGGCGACCUGGGCACCUGCUCCCAGGAUCCCAAUCCUCCCCCGCCUUCGGGCAGGCUGUUGUUCCCGCGGCUCCGAGGAGCGUCUGUCGUUGGGGCGGAGGGGAGGCGGUGUCCUUGUUCCGGAGGAGGCGGCACGGGACGCGUUACCCGCGGGACCGGAGCCGAGCAGCUCCCGCUUUGUCCUCCCGAGGCGCUCCUCCUCGCCGCGGCAUCUUUCCCAGAUAACGUCGAGAAUGAGUAGUGAAGGCUGGGCUUUAUUCUGCAUUGCAAAUUAAUUGAAGGACCCAGGGCCUUGAGCUUGAGCAUGCUAGUAUAAAAAGUACAUAGUGGCUCACGUGUCAAAGGAUGGCAUGGUCACGAUCUCGAUCCCCCAGGUGGAAACACAGGUCUUUAUCACCAGUACCUAGAAAUUUUGAAUACUACAAGGAAAGAUAUUCUUCUGAGCAUUAUGGCUGUGAAUAUAGAAAAGAUGCAAGAAGACCCAGUGCUUGGAGAAUGGACGAUGAGAAACAUGGACAGAAUAAAACAAGGAUUCCCCCUCGUGGAAAUUUCUAUCAUAGAUCUUAUGAACAUAGAUCACCUUCCCCAGACAUAAGAAAGUCUUUUGACAGUGUUUACACAUAUAAGCCUCACCGAGUAUACUUGUCUAGGAGAGGGGAUGGCAACAGAAGACCUCAGUAUAUGCCCACAUACUCAGAGGGUGUACCCUACCAAGAGCAUGAGAGGAAUCCUUAUCCCCAGAAAAUGCAAGGGAGGUAUAUUCCUGAUAAUUAUAGAGUGAGAGGAAGUGGGGGAAGAAGGAGGUCAAUUGCAGAUUCCUUUACAUUUGAAGGAAAGUGGCAUGAAGAUGAGUUCAGACACCAGAGGAUGCAAGAAGAAAAAUAUUCCCAGUCACCCAGAAGAGGCCCAGAAGACUUUGACACAAGGAGCUCUUUUCAGAAGAGGUAUCCUGAGGAUCAUGAUUUCAGAAAAUAUGGACACACAUCAAGAAGAACUAAGGACGUGGAGAGAUACAAAAACAGAGAGCCUAGCAGGAACCCAAAGUGGAAGUCUGAGCAUUCUUUUCCACCUUACCAAGAGAAGAAGAAUCAGCGGAACUUCGGACCCCAAGCUCACCGAUAUGCUGAGAGGGAAUACCCAGAGACAAGUUCAGCACCCAAAGUAUCCUAUGACUAUCGCCACAAGCAUAAGCUCUCGGAUGAUGACCAGGACUUUGCUGAUGGGAGAACUCAGAAAUACUUGAAAGAAGAAGAUAGAAAAUAUUCUCCAAAAGGCCCUGUAAAUAGAGAGUCAGAUUGUUUUAAUGCUGGGAGAGGGAGAGAGACUGAAGGUGGGCUAGUCAAAGAUCCUAUUAAACCACCUAAGAAAGACUGCACUCCCUGUGCUCAUUCAAGUAAAAAUGAAAUUAAUUUGAAGCUCUGUAAUGACAAAUGGAAGAAAAAAAUAAAGAAAGAAGAAGACUGCAGAAAAGAGAACAACUCUUACAGUAACCUACCGGAUAUAAGUCAGAACCUUUCCAAUGUGAAACCCUCACCUAUCAGUCUUGGGAAGAAAUCACUUACAGUUAAAGUAGAUGUGAAGAAAAAUGUAGAUCCAUCCAGGGUUGCUUCUAGCUAUUCCAGAGAGAGACAGAUGUCACAUGAUUUGGUUGCUGUUGGGAGGAAAAUUGAGAACUUUCAUCCAGUGUUUGAACAUCUCGAUUCACCUCAGAAUACUGAAAACAAAUCUACAGGAGAAUUUGCUCAGGAAAUCAUAACAAUAAUUCAUCAAGUUAAAGCAAAUUAUUUUCCAUCACCUAACAUUACUCUACAUGAACGUUUCUCAAAAAUGCAAGGCACACAUAAUACAGAUGUAAAAGAAAGUCAACUGAAUUCAGGUCCAGAAAUUCACAGGAGAAUAGAUAUAUCUUUGGCAGAGCUUCAGAAUAAACAAACUAUGCUAUAUGAAUCAGAUCAGACUCUGGUCAAAGUAAUAGAUCCAAAUGACCUACGACAUGACAUUGAAAGGAGGAGAAAAGAGCGGUUACAGAAUGAAGAUGAGCACAUUUUUCACAUAGCUAGUGCUACAGAGAGGAAUGAUCAGCAUUCCAGUUUUUCAAAGGUGAAGAAUAUUCAUACUGAUGGAUUCCAGAAAUCUACACAUUUUAUAAAAACAAAUUUUAGAAAAUUUAUUCAGAAACCUUACAUGAAUUAUACUAUGCAGAGAAAAGAUAUUACUCAGAAAUUAUCUGGAGUUGAGAGAAACCAGCAAGGCUUUAAAAGACCUUUUAAGAGUUACUUUAGAGGUGGCAGAUUCCAGCCCCAAUAUAAAUCAGACCUGGUACAGAAGAGCUUAUACAUUCAGGCCAAAUAUCAGCGUUUACGAUUUGCUGGUCCAAGGGGAUUUAUCACUAAUAAAUUCAGGGACAGGUCACCAAGGAAAGAAAAGGAAUAUACAAACAUUGCCACAGAAACCUAAUCUGGAAUUGUUGCAAAUGGAAAUGCCACUACAGGAGGAUAUUUGGGAGCAUCUCUUUUUGUCAGGAGUUAGAAUUGGCACUAAGGCACUAAUACUGUAACUUUUCUUGAUAAAAUAACUAUUUUUCAGUAGUGGAAUGUUGCAACUUUUUUACACUUAACAAUUGCUUUUAAAUUACAGUAUUCAAUUUAAAGGUUGUAUUAACUACCGUUCCUUUUGCAAAAAGUUUGAUUAGAAUCACUUGAAGGGCAUUAUUUGCUGAUGCAUUUUUCUCUGAGCAUGGUUUCAUCUAGAGAACUUAACCAAGUUAUAUCCAGAUGUUUAUAUGUUCAAAGUUUUGUUUAUGUAAUAAAGCCAAAAGUAUCUGAAUUGUAUAGUGUCUGUACAUGAAAGAACUUUAAGCAGUGGCCUUACAGUAGUAAUUUUUAUACCAAGUUUUUCUUUUUCUGAUAACAUUUUGGCUUAUAACGAAGUUUUCUUAAGUUUCUGAAGAUCAAGGCCUGUAUAAUUCAUACAUUUCAUAUUAUAAUAAGGCUAGAGAAAAGGUGCUUCAAAUUUUCCGUCAAGUAGUUGUGAAUGCACUGAAUUUUUAGUAAUAUGUUCAUUCAGUUUUUUUCCACAACUAUUUGCUGUUUUCCAGUUUCCAAAUGCUAUUGUGGAAAUAUGUAAAGAUUUUAUAACCUAUAUUCCAUCUUACUUUUCCCUCAGGGCAAGCUUGUGCAUAUCAUAUUUUUAAAGGCUUUUAAACAAUCUGACAGACAAAAACUCAUAUUUGAAAAUUGUACUUUACUACUACAGCAUUACACAUUUUGCAAGCACAUCUUAUAGACUGUUUGUUUUCAGUUCAGUUAAUAUGUACCAUGUACCUACUAUGUGUAAGAUACAAUUGAUGGAAUUUUAAAUAAAAUGUUUAGAUCCCAGUACCUUA